Messenger RNA from Cryptococcus deneoformans JEC21, 1045 nucleotides. Its product is annotated as mitochondrial ribosomal protein s19, putative. The record is from RefSeq and is a predicted model, not a curated record. Gene Ontology annotation, cellular component: cytosolic small ribosomal subunit; ribosome. NCBI's taxonomy places the organism in Eukaryota, Fungi, Basidiomycota, Tremellomycetes, Tremellales, Cryptococcaceae. Gene Ontology annotation, molecular function: RNA binding; structural constituent of ribosome. The transcript has 3 exons. Gene Ontology annotation, biological process: ribosomal small subunit assembly; translation. The coding region runs from base 42 to 317 and encodes 91 amino acids.
UGGUUACUUGCGCCUGUCCUCCCACACGCUACACGCCCACAAUGCACCCCACAGCCCUUGCUCUUAGACGCUCCACCUGGAAGGGCCCUUUCUUCACCGCAUUCCCUUCCCUCUCUCACCAUCUUAAGAACAACACUCCCAUCUUUACAAAAUCCCGAGCAUCCACCAUCCUUCCCAACUUCGUCGGCAUCAAGUUCAUGGUCCACAACGGCAAAGACUACCUUCCGGUGACUGUCAGCGAGGAGAUGGUGGGACACAAGUUGGGAGAGUUUGCGCCUACAAGGAGGCCUUGGACUUACAGGAAAACUAAGAAUUAGGCGAACUGGUGGAGAAGAUAUGCUUGUACGAAAGAUACCCCGCAUCAUGAAGAUACCCUUAAUGCCUCCACCGAAUCCUGCCAACUAUUACCCAAGACCAUACUGAUCGCCUUGUCAGGCAACUCCCAGUUCGCAAAUCGGUACAUUUAUGACAAAGAUUACAAGUAAUGAUUGGAUACAGUAAUAUUACUACGAACAAGUCCAAUCCCAGCUAUCCCCAUCCUCACAUUCUCCUAAACCUAAACCCCACCAUUUGUGCGCAACCCUUGCUACAGCCUCUCUUGCGGAGAUUGUUUGCGUCUCCAUCCUUCGCCUCGUCAGCACGAGUCGGCGUGCACAAUAAUUUAAAAGACUACUCACGUUGAGACCCAGCGCUCCAUUCCAGCUAGAUAUUCUACCCCUUCCGUUAGCGUAACUGGAGCGUAUCUUGCAGUGGGUUCCAUCUUUGGAUAGCUAUUCCAUUCCUUUCUCUUGACCCAAGUCGGUUCAUCUCCAAGAAUCUCUCUCAAGAGCCGAUCGCUUAGCCUUGUGAGUGAAAAUAUCUUGACCGCGUACUCGUUCGAGCCUGGGAAUGAUUCUCCGUGCCACGUAAUGGACUGGAAUCUUGGAGGUGGCAAAGAGGGUGCGUUUGGAGAUCGAGGUGGGUGUGCAGAAGUCAAAAUCGUAUUGGGGACGGUGGAUCCCGCGGGUAAACCGAAAAAUGAAGGGGAAGGAUGCUUCUGAGUUGU